Messenger RNA from Naegleria fowleri, 531 nucleotides. RefSeq lists its product as uncharacterized. Lineage: Eukaryota; Heterolobosea; Eutetramitea; Acrasida; Naegleriidae. The record is from RefSeq and is a predicted model, not a curated record. The transcript has a single exon. The coding region runs from base 1 to 531 and encodes 176 amino acids.
AUGAGCACUCCAUCCGUUGUUUCAAGCCCAUCCAAAUCAAACAAUGCGUCCAAAUCGGCCGCUUCUUCUCAAGCCAAUUCUCAAUCCUCGACCACGAAACGACUUCAAUCCGAAUUGAUGAAUCUCAUGAUGUCCAAAACUGCAGGAAUUAGUGCCUUUCCCGAUGAAGGAAACAUGUUCAAAUGGACAGGCACUCUAAAGGGAAGCGAAGGAACUCCCUAUGAAGGACAAACUUAUAAACUUUCUCUCAGCUUCUCGAAUGAUUAUCCUUUCAAGGUUCCAGUGGUGAGAUUCAUCACUCCCAUUUAUCAUCCAAAUGUAGAUCAGUAUGGAAAUAUUUGUCUGGAUAUUCUGAAGGAUAAGUGGUCAGCAACGUAUAAUGUGAGAACUGUUCUGCUCUCGAUUCAGAGUUUGAUGGGUGAUCCAAAUAUUGAUGAUCCAUUGAAUGGUGAAGCAGCUGCUGUGUACAGCGAUCCUGUCGAGUUUAAGAGAUUGGUAGAUUUGACAUUUCAAAAAAAGCAGCAACAAUAG